Helobdella robusta is the source of this 357-nucleotide messenger RNA. RefSeq lists its product as hypothetical. The record is from RefSeq and is a predicted model, not a curated record. NCBI's taxonomy places the organism in Eukaryota, Metazoa, Annelida, Clitellata, Rhynchobdellida, Glossiphoniidae. Gene Ontology annotation, molecular function: ATP binding; DNA-binding transcription factor activity, RNA polymerase II-specific; RNA polymerase II cis-regulatory region sequence-specific DNA binding. Gene Ontology annotation, cellular component: nucleus. The annotation marks the transcript as partial. Gene Ontology annotation, biological process: regulation of DNA-templated transcription. The transcript has 3 exons.
AUAGCCACAGGUUGUCCCCACAUUUUUUGCACAUCCCUACCAAAACAUUGGCGGGCGAAUAAAUCUCUGCCUAACAUGUUUAGACUCUACGACACUUCCGGAUUGAUUAGGGACGGUACGAGAGUGAAGUUAUUCGCCGGGAACGAGGAUAACUCCAUUGCGAAUCUCCGGAACAACGAAUCAACCAUCGUAGCCAACAGCGUUGUCUUCAAUGAUCUAAGAUUCAUUGGAAGGAGCGGAAGAGGAAAGUUUUUCUUAAUCACCAUCGUCAUAAUGAGUGAGCCAAUGAUUGUGGCAACCUACUCACACGCCAUCAAAGUUACAGUCGAUGGACCAAGAGAGCCGAGAUGCAAAAGU